Molecule: messenger RNA, 429 nt
Organism: Arachis stenosperma
Lineage: Eukaryota; Viridiplantae; Streptophyta; Magnoliopsida; Fabales; Fabaceae
Exons: 2
Coding region: 1-429 (142 amino acids)
Molecular function (GO): zinc ion binding
Source: RefSeq, a predicted model, not a curated record
AUGGCCACACACAAGAAAAAAUUGGAGGCUUAUUCUGGUCAGUUGACCCCAGUACAAAAGAAGAAGUUAGAUGAGUUUAUCAAACUUAGAGCCAAUAAGUGGAGAGCAAUUUGGACUGGAGACAACGAUAGAGCUCUUUUUGAAGUGGAUAGGAAAAGCCACAAGGUUGGUGUAAAUCUGCAACAAAGGACCUGUACCUGCAAUGUUUGGAAACUCACUGGAAUGCCUUGUAGGCAUGCAAUUGCAGCCAUGUAUAAGAUUGGGUUGAGGUCAAAAGAGUUUGUGUAUAAGUGGCUGACCAUAGAAUCCAUAAAGGCAACUUACAAACAUUGCAUCAAACAUGUCAACAGUAAAGAAUACUGGUGUCCAACAUCUGCUCCACCAUGUGAUCCUCCACCAAUAAAAAGGCAUGCACACCGCCAAAAAUGA